Clupea harengus (Atlantic herring) is the source of this 1700-nucleotide messenger RNA. It is a transcript of the gene foxl1, whose product is annotated as forkhead box L1. The record is from RefSeq and is a predicted model, not a curated record. Gene Ontology annotation, biological process: regulation of transcription by RNA polymerase II; cell differentiation; anatomical structure morphogenesis. NCBI's taxonomy places the organism in Eukaryota, Metazoa, Chordata, Actinopteri, Clupeiformes, Clupeidae. Gene Ontology annotation, molecular function: RNA polymerase II cis-regulatory region sequence-specific DNA binding; DNA-binding transcription factor activity, RNA polymerase II-specific.
CAUUUUAUACUCAUGAGCACGGAACGCGGCAGGAGUCUCGCAGUCUUUGCAGGAGCAGCUCUUGAUGCGGGUUUGCUUUCCUCGGGAGUCGCAGCUGGAAGAAGCGAGACUCUGUAGUGAUGAGCUUAUACCACAGUCGAGUGCCCCAACUUGGUGUGCCUUCUUCGGCUCUCUCUCUCUCCAAUUCAUCCCUGAUUUAUGUGUAUGGAAGUGAGGGUGGGGGUCUCAUUCCAACUUUGGGGUUUGCUUCUCCUCGACAGGAGCCUCCGCAGAAACCUCCCUACAGUUAUAUAGCCCUUAUUGCGAUGGCUAUCAAGAACUCGCCAGAGAAGCGUGCCACGCUCAGCGGCAUCUACCAGUACAUCAUGGAACGCUUUCCUUUUUACCAUGACAACAAGCAGGGCUGGCAAAACUCGAUCCGACACAACCUUUCGCUGAACGACUGCUUUAUCAAAGUUCCGAGAGAGAAGGGGCGACCAGGGAAAGGCAGUUACUGGACCCUGGAUACGAAGUGCCUUGACAUGUUCGAAAAUGGGAACUACAGGCGGAGAAAGAGAAAGUCCAAAGGCCAAGACGCCGGGGACGCUAAAACGAGCCAUAAGAGGAGUAAAGCCCCGGUCUCUCAGCAGCACUGUGGUCCUAAAACGAACAUUUGUACUCACGCGGUGCGUGAGGAAUCACCUCAGGGAGAGAGGACAUUCAGAGACUCUGGAAAAGAACAGAAAAAUCAGCCGCAGGGGAGUCGCCAGCAGUCCGCUGAGGACAUGAAGCCCGUCCUUACUGAGUUUAAUAGGGCUCACAUUCAACAGAACGCAUCUGUUCAUUGCCCCAAUUUGAGCGGACACAGUCAAUAUCACCCAGCAGCAUCCUCGCAGGACUGGUACCCAGUGGUAGCGAAUCCGCGCAGUAAACCUGUUUCAGAUGCAAGUACAUCAUGGAAAGACGCAGCAAGGCUUGUCACUCCAACUGCCCUCACAGGUGAGGUGGAAAGCAGAAGCCCCUUUGGGGCCGACGGUAAGAAACAGUCGAGCACACUUAUUUCCGAAACAGAUUCCAAGCUGUCUGUUCCCUCAUGCAAUCCCAACAAAACUACAGACAAAUCAAACGGUUUCAGCAUAGACAACAUAUUAUCCAAGAGAGCCACACCAAGCCAGCACAGGUGCAGUUUUGGGGGUUCUGUUGCGCCUUGCCUGGAAGCGCGCAGCCAUGCGCUCUCCUCUUCUGUGCUCCUUGGAGCGCGCAACCCACGUUUGUACUCGAUGGGCUUUCCACUUUGCUCCUAUCUGUCUCUCACUUGUCCCGAAAAAGUUCUCCAUCUCGGUUGAGUCUGACCUGGGAAAACCGUUCCUGGUCAAACUUAUUGAGCAGCUUAAUCCACAGAAACAUUUUGGAGAGCAUUUUGGACUGUUCUCUUGUCACUGUAUGUCUUUCCCUGUGUUACAUUAUGCUUUUCACAGUUUAUAGGUAAAGUAACAUAUAUGCCUGUCAUUUUAGCUAUCAAAUAAUUCUGAAUUUCAAAUGCAUUUUGAAAGCUAAAUGUAUGGUGUAAUUCCUAUAACUAUUAACUGUGAUUUUGUUUGCCAUAGUAGAUUUAAAUGAAGCCGGAUGGGUUAUCAACCCCAUAUACUGUAGGUACUGAACUGGCACAUUUACUUGGGAUUUAAAAAAUACAGAAUAAAAAAUAAUGUUACAUAUAAACA